UGGCCCGUGGGCUAGAACGGCUUCCGGGGCGCGCGCCUCCCCGCGACCCCCAGUUUUGUGGCGCGCGCCCUGCUGUUGGUUUGGUUGCUCGCGCUGUCCGGAGUACGCGCAGAACGCCCCUUCCGAGAGGAGGGUCGGCGGCCUGGCUGACGACCGGCUUGCUGAGUGGGGAAGGUUGAGGGUUGGGCCCUUGCCCUCGUGACGUCCGGGGCAGCGGUGGCCUAGGUCUGCGGAGAAACAUAGCGGCUUUGCGGUCUGGCUUGCGGCUCUGCUCCUCCGUGAGGCGGACAGGAUUGCUCGUACUAACCGAAGAAUGCUGUUACUUAAGCGAGGCCCAUGUACUGGAAUGUUAGAAGUCUUAAGAACUCAGGACAAGCAGCAGACAUACAUGCAACAUGGUGACUGGAACCCUAAGGACUCUGCAAUAUGAAUAAUUCUCUAGAGAACACCAUCUCAUUUGAAGAGUACAUCCGAGUAAAGGCGAGGUCUGUCCCGCAACACAGGAUGAAGGAAUUUCUGGACUCGCUGGCUUCUAAGGGACCAGAAGCUCUUCAGGAGUUCCAGCAGUCUGCCACCACCACCAUGGUGUACCAGCAGGGUGGGAACUGCAUUUAUACAGACAGCACUGAAGUGGCUGGGUCUUUGCUUGAACUUGCUUGUCCAGUCACAACCAGUGUUCAACCACAAACUCAGCAAGAGCAGCAGAUCCAGGUUCAGCAGCCACAGCAGGUUCAGGUACAGGUGCAGGUACAGCAGUCUCCACAGCAGGUCUCAGCUCAGCAGCUUUCCCCGCAGUUCACCGUUCACCAGCCUGCUGAGCAACCCAUCCAGGUCCAGGUGCAGAUCCAGGGCCAAGCACCACAGUCCGCAGCCCCCUCCAUCCAGACUCCAUCACUGCAGAGCCCCAGCCCCUCGCAGCUGCAAGCAGCCCAGAUCCAGGUGCAGCACGUGCAGGCAGCGCAGCAGAUCCAGGCUGCAGAAAUCCCAGAGGAGCAUAUCCCACAUCAACAGAUCCAAGCUCAGUUGGUGGCAGGCCAAUCUCUUGCUGGGGGCCAGCAGAUUCAAAUUCAGACCGUGGGUGCUCUUUCCCCACCACCCUCCCAGCAGGGCUCACCCAGGGAAGGGGAGCGGAGGGUUGGCACAGCCAGUGUCCUUCAACCAGUGAAGAAACGCAAAGUGGACAUGCCCAUCACCGUGUCCUAUGCCAUCUCAGGGCAGCCAGUGGCCACCGUGCUGGCCAUUCCACAAGGCCAGCAACAGAGUUACGUGUCUUUGAGGCCAGACUUACUGACAGUAGACAGUGCCCACCUGUACAGCGCCACUGGGACCAUAACUAGCCCUACAGGAGAAACUUGGACCAUCCCUGUUUAUUCCGCCCAGCCCCGGGGGGACCCUCAGCAGCAGAGCAUUACCCACAUUGCCAUUCCCCAGGAAGCCUACAAUGCGGUUCACGUCAGUGGCUCACCCACGGCUCUGGCAGCUGUAAAGCUGGAGGAUGACAAGGAGAAGAUGGUGGGCACCACAUCUGUAGUGAAGAACUCCCAUGAAGAGGUAGUGCAGACCCUUGCAAACUCUCUCUUUCCAGCACAGUUCAUGAAUGGCAACAUCCACAUUCCAGUGGCUGUGCAGGCUGUAGCAGGCACGUACCAGAAUACGGCUCAGACUGUACAUAUAUGGGACCCACAGCAGCAGCCGCAACAGCAAACUGCACAAGAACAGACACCGCCACAGCCACAGCAACAGCAGCAGCUGCAGGUCACUUGUUCAGCACAAACUGUUCAGGUCGCUGAAGUUGAGCCACAGUCACAACCGCAGCCUUCACCAGAGCUUUUGCUUCCAAAUUCACUGAAGCCAGAAGAAGGGCUAGAAGUAUGGAAAAACUGGGCUCAGACCAAGAAUGCUGAACUAGAAAAGGAUGCUCAAAACAGAUUGGCCCCCAUUGGGAGGCGCCAGUUGCUACGAUUCCAAGAAGAUCUGAUCUCAUCUGCUGUGGCUGAAUUGAAUUAUGGCCUUUGUUUAAUGACACGAGAAGCUCGGAAUGGAGAAGGUGAACCCUAUGACCCAGAUGUACUCUACUACAUUUUCUUGUGUAUACAGAAGUAUCUUUUUGAAAACGGAAGAGUAGAUGACAUAUUCUCUGAUCUUUACUAUGUUCGUUUUACCGAAUGGCUACAUGAAGUUCUGAAGGACGUUCAGCCCCGGGUCACUCCACUUGGCUAUGUUCUGCCCAGCCACGUGACUGAAGAGAUGCUGUGGGAAUGCAAGCAGCUUGGGGCACAUUCCCCUUCUACACUGCUGACCACCCUCAUGUUCUUCAACACCAAGUACUUCCUGUUGAAGACAGUAGAUCAGCACAUGAAGCUGGCGUUCUCCAAGGUCCUCCGACAGACAAAGAAGAGCCCCUCGAAUCCUAAGGAUAAAAGCACUAGUAUCCGCUACCUGAAGGCCCUCGGAAUACAUCAGACUGGCCAGAAAGGUAGGGAUACCAGGCAAAAGUGCUUAUCGUGUGCUGACUUUGUCCUAUGGGAAUGUGUGUGCAAGUUGAGGUUCUCUGGGCAGCACAGCUGUUUCCCUCUCAGCACUUUCCACUCCUCAUCCCUUUCCUCUCUAACCCAGCCUCUCUCUCCUGGGGUGGCUGAAUGCCUAAAGUUAGUAUGUAGGUUUGCAUCACCAUGCCAGGUCUGUCCUGUGUGUGUGUUGGUGUUUGUUUACCCCACACGCAUGCUUGUCCUUGGCACAGGUGCCACCAUACACAUGGUUGGAGGAUAACUCAGUUUUCUCUUUCUUUGUGUUGAA
Rattus rattus (black rat) is the source of this 2796-nucleotide messenger RNA. It is a transcript of the gene Qrich1, whose product is annotated as glutamine rich 1. Lineage: Eukaryota; Metazoa; Chordata; Mammalia; Rodentia; Muridae. The coding region runs from base 427 to 2769 and encodes 780 amino acids. The transcript has 10 exons. The record is from RefSeq and is a predicted model, not a curated record.